Molecule: messenger RNA, 1452 nt
Organism: Lindgomyces ingoldianus
Lineage: Eukaryota; Fungi; Ascomycota; Dothideomycetes; Pleosporales; Lindgomycetaceae
Product: PQ-loop-domain-containing protein
Exons: 2
Coding region: 343-1452 (369 amino acids)
Biological process (GO): basic amino acid transmembrane export from vacuole
Cellular component (GO): fungal-type vacuole membrane
Source: RefSeq, a predicted model, not a curated record
CUUCAACAACCAUCUUGUCACCACGUGUGCCAUCCAUCGCUUAUUGGCUGACCUCAUCUAUUAUUUCAUCCAUUCAUACUCUAGAGUUUUUUUGUUUACCACGUGCUCCGUUCACGGUGGUCGGCCGUCAGAAUCGAGGGGCCUUUGCUGAUCUAUUGUUUGCCUUCGCGGACAAAAGCUGGUUCUUGCCUCGCAUUCUUAAAGAUACCAAGAGUAAUUGACGCCGGACUCCUAAGAUUCUAUUCCAUCUUUCCAGACUGCUAGAAUUGCUCCUUCAAAACUUGUUAGAUAAUCGAGUUCCGCCUCACCUGAGCCGAAUCUGGAACAUACGUCAUCGGAAACAUGUUUCCUCCAUCCCAAAGCUUACGCCUCGACAUUGAUGCAAUUAGUCAAAUAUGCGGUUCGGUUUCGAUCGCAUGCUGGAUUGUUGUCUUCUCGCCCCAGAUCAUAGAGAAUUGGAGACGAAGCUCUGCUGAUGGACUUUCAGUCGUAUUCAUCACAGUAUGGCUUCUAGGAGACUUUUUCAACAUAUUUGGAGCCGUACUACAAGGGGUCUUGCCGACUAUGACCAUUCUUGCCGUUUACUACACAUUCGCUGACAUUGUGUUACUCCUUCAAUGCUUCUGGUAUAAAGGUUUCACGUUGAGCGACUCAAUACCAAAGACUGAGGAAGAAGGGCCAGUCGAGAGCGGAGCGUCGACAAAUGAGCAAACACCACUCCUGCCGGAUGGUAGACAAACCAUUACAAACGGAAGCCACUCCAACGGACAUGGAAAUGGGUAUCAUACACCACCUCGGAUUGAAGACAAUGACCGUCGGCACUCUUACCAUUCGCAGUCUUCGUUUAGAGAACGGCUACUUUCGGUUGAUGGAACUCAUCUCUCUCCCGCGACACCACUACUCCCCGACUCAACUCUAGCGGAGAGAGUAGUCCAGGCUCGGCAGCAGGCACCGACGUCAACACUACAGACCAUUUGCUUCAAUCUCGGAAUUAUCUUUCUUGUCUGCGCAUCCGGGGUCUUUGGUUGGUGGCUCAGUGCACGCAACGCAAUCCCCUCACCGCCCCCCGAGGAAGAAGACAGUGGCGGUUUGUACUUCAACCUCUGGGGCCAGAUCUUCGGCUACAUCUGUGCUAUUCUCUACCUCGGAUCUCGAGUUCCUCAACUCCUCCUCAACUACCGCCGCAAGAGUACCGAAGGCAUCUCAAUGCUGUUCUUCUUGUUCGCUUGCAUAGGCAACAUGACUUAUGUGAUGUCUAUCUUUGCAUAUAAGCCUAAGUGCAAGGAUCCACGGCUUUGUAAGCCUGGGGAGGCAAGAGCUGUGUAUGGGAGAUAUAUUGCGGUUAACCUUUCAUGGCUGUUGGGGAGCUUUGGCACGCUUUUGUUGGAUGCGUUUGUCUUUAUUCAGUAUUUCUUGUAUCAGAAAGAUGAGGAGGAAGAUUUGGUGCCUUAG